CGAGCCCUUCGUUAGUGUUUCCAUUGUUUACCGUUAAGUAAAUUCGGUGAUAAGUAUAAAUAUCGCUUGUCAGAUUAGUCGAACUUAUCACUCGCAUACGCGUCUUCAUACCGAGUACUACUACUAAACACAUCGAUCGUCCUCUCUUAAAAAACAAAAAAAAACAAAAAAAAAAAAAACAUAUCAUCAUGAAAUUUCUUUUAUUUCUUUUAAGUGUUGUUAUUGUAUUAUGUGCCGUAGUACAAGCCGCUGACAAAUCGGCAGAUUGCUCUUUACCAAAGGAAGUCGGUCCUUGCCGUGGUUCAAAAUUAAAUUUCUAUUACGAUAGCGAAGCGAAGACUUGCAAAGAAUUCUUCUAUGGAGGCUGUCAGGGCAACGCUAAUCGUUUCGAUACUCAAGAAGAAUGUCAACAAUUAUGUCAUUAAAGACAUAUUUGUGUUGUAAAAACAUCCGCAUCAACACGAAGUUUUUGUGUGCGCUUUCCCACACAUGCAUAUAUAAUAUAUAUGGUGUUGAUUAUAUUGCGUAAUUGUUUUUGGUUAAGUUUUCAAAUAUAUAAAUAAAAAAUCUGU
This is a messenger RNA of Glossina fuscipes, 572 nucleotides long. Its product is annotated as protease inhibitor-like. The transcript has 2 exons. NCBI's taxonomy places the organism in Eukaryota, Metazoa, Arthropoda, Insecta, Diptera, Glossinidae. Gene Ontology annotation, molecular function: serine-type endopeptidase inhibitor activity. The record is from RefSeq and is a predicted model, not a curated record. The coding region runs from base 189 to 425 and encodes 78 amino acids.